Paramuricea clavata is the source of this 426-nucleotide messenger RNA. Lineage: Eukaryota; Metazoa; Cnidaria; Anthozoa; Malacalcyonacea; Plexauridae. The record is from the annotation of a GenBank genome assembly.
AUGGCGGGGGAACAAGGAAAUCGUACCAGUUGUUCUGAAGAUGAAAUACAGUCGAUGGUUCGUGGUAUUUUUGGGCAACUGUUUGAAGGAAGGCAAUUGACUCAAUCAAUGCAGCAUGGAACAAUUAGCAGUGGAAUAAAUCAGGCAUUUCAUUUACCGAGAAAUAUAAACACGUCUAACACGAGUACGACAAUUGCAGUUGAGGGAGAACCUGGCCCUGGACCAUCGCAGCCUGUCAGUUUACCUCAGCAAUCGUUGACUUUGUCUGUGCCGUCCAUUCAAUUCUCAACUACGGUAAUGUUAAUAUGGGUCGUGGAUCUGGCCCAAUUCGACCGUGCCGAAGUGGAACUUGGCGUCGCUCAAACAUGCAAGGUAAUGGUUGUUCCUCUCAACCAUCCUCUUCAGAUAGAAACGAGUUAUUCCUGA